CCUCCUCUCCACUUGUCAGUCCCCUGAGAACUGAUAUGUUGUUCUGUGUAAGAGCUGGAACUGAGAGUUCACUCCUGCUUUUCGUCCACUUUCCACUAAGCAACAUCUGUGAGCGCAAUUCAUGUCUCUGAUUUAUCAUUGACUUACAGAAGGGAUUUUUUGUCUAGUUUGAUUGCCAUGGCAAAAUGGUCACUCUUCUUUUUAUACCUUUUCCAUGGACAACUUCCCCUCAUCUUUGGGCAGCAGCAGCGCACAGCUGGGCCCUGGCGGCGUCAGAUUCAGUGGGAGAACAACGGGCAGGUUUAUAGUUUAAUGAGCACUGGGUCAGAGUACCAUGUUCCGGUUCGGUCCAGAAGCCAGUCGAGGGUUUAUGUUGGCGGCAGGAGGGAUGGCACCAGGAGCCAAAUGCCGGGAGCGCAAAGAGGAACGACGCUUGUAAGACCCAGACAGGCUGAAUCCAGACAGUUCAGGACUGAUCACGGUGUAGAGCCAGGAUCUACUGCGUUAGGACGCGAUAUUAGACGGUAUGCGCCUUUUACCGGUCGUGCAUCAGGGGCCAGGCAGCAGCCACACGGAGCAGAAGCUGCAGGUUAUCUAGGAGCACAACACUUUAACCCUAUACACACCAACACCAUCAACGCCUCUGCAUCAGGGAGGUUUGCCGAUUCUCCAGGCAGUAUACAACGUGUCAGUAUGGAUGCCACUGCACUGCACAACAGAGGAGGAGAACCAGGGCCCGGUGCGCAAUACCAACUGUUACGCGCGGUGCCAGAGGCGAUGACUGUCUCCAGGCAACACGCGCAGACAGAUCAAUCCGUCUCAGCACAUCCCACAGCUCUGGAAAGGGAAUCUGAGGCUCGUGCUCCAUCCUUUGCACGUAGUGAGGAUGGUUCAAACGAGGCAAACGGUAAUGGAGAAGACAUGAUUAACGACGACCCUCGAAACCCGUUAAAAAACCACAGGAAUUCUGUUUUUUACAACUCGUAUCCCACAAGAGGCAGGUCAGUGGCCCGCACACGCCGUCCGCCUGGCACUGGAUAUGGAACAAGAUAUUUCCAAAAUGGACUGCCAGACCUUGUGCCAGACCCAUAUGCCAUCCAAGCAGGUGCAUAUGUCCAGCGCAUGCAGAUGUUCGCGCUCCGCUGUGCAGCUGAGGAGAACUGUCUAGCCAGGUCAGCUUACGGACCUUCUGUGAGGGAUAUUGACUUCAGAGUCCUCCUGCGAUUCCCCCAAAAAGUGAAAAACCAAGGCACCACUGACUUCCUUCCUGUCAAGCCGAGAUACCAGUGGGACUGGCACAGCUGUCACCAACACUACCACAGCAUGGAUGCCUUCAGUAACUACGACUUGCUGGAUAUCGUCAGUGGACGUAAAGUGGCCGAGGGACACAAGGCUAGUUUUUGCCUGGAGGACACGGGCUGUGAACCCGGAUUCCGGCGGCGCUACGCCUGUACAUCUCAUACACAGGGACUGAGUCCAGGAUGCCAUGACCUGUACGCUGCCAACAUCGAUUGUCAGUGGAUUGACAUCACUGACGUACCUCCUGGAAAUUAUAUCUUGAAGGUUACUGUCAAUCCCAAUUUCCACGUCCUGGAGUCAGACUUCACUAACAACGUUGUGAGAUGUGAUAUCACAUACACAGGAAUUUAUGUUCAGACACGCAACUGUCGAGUAUCAAGAGUGUGAAAUCUUCCUUUUCAAGUAUUCUGUAGAUGUGUUGCAGCAAACAUCUCUCCCUGUACUGUGCAACAACAAAAAUGACUUGAUGACUAACAAAGUGCAAUUGGUGCUAGUUUUUAAUUGUAACUGCCAUAGAUUUGUGUUGCAUUUACUGUAAAUAAAUGCAGAGAUUUAAAUAAAUUUGGACAUCAGCCUGGUGAGAUUCUCAGAUUUUCUUGGUUUUUGUUAUGCCUUAAUUCAUAACAAAGAUAUAUCUUUCUUUUUUUGCCUUAAUGAAUACAAGUGAUGUUCACAAACAUUUAUUGCUGGAAUGCUGGUUUUGCUUAGAAUGUGUUUUGUUUGUUGUCUCUGUCUUGUUUUUCUGCUUUGUGUUAUUGUUUAAGUGCAGAUGAUUUGCUUUUACAGUUUUAUUUAAAGGACAAGAUAUUCUAUAUUUUUGUUAUUGUCAACCAAUCUCGUUAAUUGUUUUUAAAGACAAUUAUUUGCUAAACCAGCUGGGCACUGUAGUUUUUAGCAAAAGUUACUCAAAUUAGUACUCAAAUAGUGCAUUUCUUCUGGACUAUUUCCAGGUGUGACAAUUAGUAUUUAUGGUAACAGGACGGUAACUUGUUCAUACUAUUUGGUCUUUUCAUGGGAUGUGUUGAAAGAUAAGAAAAAUACAAAUGAUCACUUAGUCUUAAAUCACUUUGUGGUCACAUUAGCAAACUUUAAAUAUCUCAUUUUAUGUUAAAUAGUAAGGGUAGUAUGUCAAAUGAUGUCAUUCUGAAUGUGCAUGUGUAUAACUGAGUGAAUGAAAAGUGGGAAACUUUAAUGUAAAACUGUUAAUAUUGCCAAAACAUUGUUGAAAACCUUAUUAUAUUCUGUUGGCAUGUUGGAUUUAAUGCAAUAAAGAUGUGAGGAGGAGUGAGGACUUUA
Etheostoma spectabile (orangethroat darter) is the source of this 2595-nucleotide messenger RNA. RefSeq names its product lysyl oxidase-like 5b (gene loxl5b). The transcript is spliced from 7 exons. Gene Ontology annotation, biological process: peptidyl-lysine oxidation; collagen fibril organization. Lineage: Eukaryota; Metazoa; Chordata; Actinopteri; Perciformes; Percidae. Bases 178 to 1686 code for a protein of 502 amino acids. The record is from RefSeq and is a predicted model, not a curated record. Gene Ontology annotation, molecular function: copper ion binding; protein-lysine 6-oxidase activity.